AUGUCGCUCGGACACCACAACGCCUGGCUCCCCCCAGGUCACCUCCGGCCCCCCGACGACAUGCAUGAUGCGCGGACCUUCAAUGGCUAUCCAAAACCUUUUUCCGGCUCCAGAACACCCCAAAUGCGCGGCUCCAUCGACGCCGACGGUCCUCACACGGGCAAUCUGAUAUCGGAGGCCGACACUGUUUCGGAGGAAGAUCCACGUAUCGCUCUAUUCCGCGACUUGUAUACUCGCACUGAGGCGAAAAUUAACGGCUUAUUUUCGGGUGAAAAGCUACCGGAGGACACUCUCGACGAUGCCGUCGCCGUCCUCGAGGGGGCUGAAGCUGAGGACAAACGCGCCCACGAACCGGCACCCCCCAAGAAACCUGCGAGAAAGCUCGAUGAUGAUGAUUACGACGACUACGACGAUGACGAUGACGAUGAUGAUGCGAAGCCUGCAUCGUCGCCCGCGUUAAAGGUAUCGGCCCCUGCUCAGCAACCUACUGCCCUGCCGUCGCCAGGUCGUCCAUUCAGCGCCUCAAUGCCCGCAGCCGGGGAAAGCACAAAGGAAGCAAAGAAAGAGAGCUUGGAAGAUAUUCGGAAGAAGCUAGAAGAAGACAAGAAGGCCACAGAAGAGGCGGCCAAGAGAAGCUUCCACACCCUGUUCUACACACUGGAGAACGAUAGAGAUGCAAUGUUGGAUCAACAGCGCUUGGAAGAAUCCGAGAGACAGGUUGAGGCUGAGAUGUCCGGACAGGCCAGUGCCGGCAAUAAUGCAGCGUCAGGGUCAAGCGGACACGGCUCGUUGAGUAGUGCCAACCUUGGCGCGUCAAGCUUGACCUUAAAGAACCUGAUCGCAAGGAUUGACAUGAAGCGCAAUAUGGUGCAAGCUUCUGAUGCCGAGCUUCGCAGCCUGAUGAGCGAAGUUCGCAAAAACCGUAGCAAGUGGGCUAGCGAAGAUAAGAUCGGCCAGGAGGAGCUCUAUGAAGCUGCGGAGAAAGUCCUUAGCGAACUGAAAGCAAUGACCGAGCAUUCUUCUGCUUUCUUGACCCGCGUUAACAAACGUGAUGCGCCUGAUUACUAUAACGUCAUCAAACACCCAAUGGAUCUUGGAACAAUGACCAAAAAGCUAAAGGCCCUCCAAUACAAAUCCAAACAGGAGUUUGUGGACGACCUCAAUCUCAUCUGGUCGAACUGCUUUAAAUACAACACAAACCCAGAGCACUUCCUCCGAAAACAUGCCAUGUACAUGAAGAAGGAAACCGAGAAAUUGGUACCGCUCAUUCCUGAUAUCGUUAUUCGAGAUCGUGCCGAGGUGGAGGCGGAAGAACGACGGCUUCAGCUUGCUGAUGACGGCGGAGAAGAAAGUGACGAUGAGCCUAUCAUGUCCUCAAGAGGCCGAAAAGCCCCGGGGAAAUCGUCCAAGAAGGGUGCUGCCCCAGCUUCGAAAACCCCGAGUGGUUCUGAACCUCCAGCUGGCUCCGGCUCACAACCGUCGGCGCCUGUACGCUCCGACUCUGAUGCUGCCGUGGAAGGAGUACAGAAUGGAUUUGCAACACCCCCUCCCGGCACGUCUACCCCAUCCGACCCCGCUGGUGCGGGUCUUGCCACAUCUGGAGGACAAGAUGAUAGCAUGGACCUUGAUGGUUUGGUAACGCCCCCCACCGCACUAAGCGCGUUGGCCACGCCUGGUGUAGAACUUGCCGACCCUGAAUAUAAAGUGUGGAAGCAAGUCACGAAGAAAGACAGAGCACUUAUUGCUGCAGAAAGACAUCGUCUCUUCAAAGGCGAUAAGCUGAAUUCUGACGAACCGGCUCUUCUUCGCACGAAGGCGGGUAUGAGAAGGUGGCUCAGGAACCAGCACCAGAUCUCAACCGAUGGCGAUAGUUCGAAUGACCUUGGGCCAAAACCGAAUGCCGCCAGCGAGACGCUAGCUGAAGGUAUAGAAGUUGAAGAGGACAGAGUAAUUCCUGACUAUUACGAUGUUAUGUCUGGUAUACCAGAUCUUCCCCCUCAUCUGUUGUGGAGAGAAGACAGCGAGGGAAAUCUAGUAGACAACUCAGAAGACUUUUUACGGGUCCUUCCCAAAGGACUCUUCACCCAGCCGGACAGCAAGCUUUCUCGAAAGAUGGAUGCAAAUAUGAGGCAAAUGCAGGAAACCAGGAAAAUUUGCUCAAAGAUUGGUAUCGUCAAACAAAUGCAACUGCAGUCUCAGAUGUACCAGAACCAGUUCCAGAAGUAUCAGCCAGAGCCCUUUGUUGAACAGGAUGUCGAGGCCCAUGUUAUGAACGACAAUGGUCCUGUGAUCGCCCCAUGGGUAUGCAAGGCCGCUCUGCAGCGUUCGGUAGCAAAGAUAUUCUACCACACCGGCUUUGAAGAAUAUCAGCCAUCGGCUAUCGAUGCUGCGACCGAUAUGGCUUCGGACUUCUUCGUCAAGAUUGGACAGACAUUGAAAUCGUACAUGGAAGCGCCGAAAGUUCCUGUGGCAGAUUCAGUGGAAGCAACUAGCUCACCGCAGUGGAAACGGGCGUACACCGAGCCAGAGAUGAUGCUUCAUACUCUGUCCUCCGUCGGCAUCGACAUUGAGGGACUAGAGUCUUAUAUCAAAGACGACGUUGAACGUCUCGGAACGAAACUCGUGACUGCACAUGAUCGCUUACGCUCGCUUCUUUCUGAGCUCCUUCGCCCCGUCCUGCAAGAUGGUGGUGAAGAUGGCUCUAUGGCCUUCGCUGACGGUAGUGAACAAUUUGUCGGUGGUGAUUUUGCCGAAGAUAUCGACGAAGACUUUUUUGGCUUCAAAGAGCUGGGCUUGGACAAAGAAUUUGGGCUAGCCACGCUUAGCGUGCCAUUGCAUCUUUUGCAAAACAGGAUGUACAACGCGGCCCAGGCGCAAAACACAAAUACCUCCCAAUCCGUUACAGUCUUUCCCCCGCCUCCUCCGUAUCCACGCAUCACUACCGAAAAUUCUUCCUGGACCAACUUCGAGUCCACAGAAGCGGCCACUGCCGCCUUCAGUUCCUGGAUUCAACGCUAUAAACCAGGAAGCUCUGAACCUAAUAAGAAGAAGGUCAAGAAGAACAGUGGCGUGGCGAUGGGGGUUGCUGACGCUCCCGGUGAAGACGAAGCAGCAACAGGAACCAAUGGGGCGAAGGCUCCAAACCUAAAAUCUGAGGGCUCCUCUAACGACCUCAUUAACGGCAAUGCCGGAGCUGAAACAUUAGACGCUCCUGGUGCUGAGGAUUCUACCAACGCCGACCAGGUUAAGGGUAAUGACAAUGCAGUGCCCAUCACCAACGGAACUGCAGGCGACGCGGCAUGACGUAUGACCAUGGUAUAGGUAUAGAACUCUUCGUUAAUGAUCUCUUCGACUGGGUCUGUUGGACGGGUAUGCUGCUUGUUUCAUGGAAUGCAGCACUUGUUGGUUGUUUGUCUAGAGCAAAUCGGCGUCGGUUGUUCGGCUUAUCCUUUCACUUUUUCUUCUGUCAUUUUCUUCCUUAAAUUCACCCAUCCGCCUACCUUCUUCAAUUCUCAUUCCCCAUGUGUUACUUGGACCCCUUCUAUUCUUCGUCUUGUUAUAUCUUCUCCACCUAAUUGUGUUUACUUUACUGGAUGCCCACCUGCGGUGCUCCAACAGGGCCCUUCCAGCUUGUUGUUCUACCUGCCUACCCAUCUACCUAUACCUAUAACAUACACCGGAAUCACAUCUGGUCUAUAUCCUA
Aspergillus nidulans FGSC A4 is the source of this 3703-nucleotide messenger RNA. RefSeq names its product SAGA histone acetyltransferase complex subunit SPT7. Gene Ontology annotation, cellular component: SLIK (SAGA-like) complex; SAGA complex; nucleus. Lineage: Eukaryota; Fungi; Ascomycota; Eurotiomycetes; Eurotiales; Aspergillaceae. Gene Ontology annotation, molecular function: protein heterodimerization activity. Gene Ontology annotation, biological process: chromatin organization; regulation of transcription by RNA polymerase II. The record is from RefSeq and is a predicted model, not a curated record. The transcript has 5 exons. The coding region runs from base 1 to 3303 and encodes 1100 amino acids.